Molecule: messenger RNA, 3819 nt
Organism: Pocillopora meandrina
Lineage: Eukaryota; Metazoa; Cnidaria; Anthozoa; Scleractinia; Pocilloporidae
Source: the annotation of a GenBank genome assembly
UACUGCGUGACAGAACAACAUGGCGUCCACAACAGGAGGAAUUAUUCUUGCGAUUAUCCUUUCAAGCAGUCUUCAUGCUACGUUGCAAUCUACAUGCAGUCAUUUUCAAGGACCUCCUCUACCGAACAGGCCCUUUAUCACAGUUUGGCAUACUCCGACAGAGCUGUGCAAAACGAAAUGGAACGUUACUCUUGAUUUUAGUGCAUUCGAUUUCGUAGUGAACCCUGACCAAACGUGGUGUGGAGAGCAUAUCGUGAUAUUUUACAACUCACAGCUGGGUUUGUAUCCUUAUUAUGAUAGCAAUGGGAAAGCAGUGAAUGGAGGCCUUCCACAGGUAAAUUCAUCGCUACAAAAGUACUUUACUUACUUUUUGUCUGGAUAACAUCUAAUUCAGAGUCAUAUGUAGACGUCGACCUUGGAGCCUGGAAGCUUAUAAGUAUGUUGUAACUUCGCCGUUAGACUCUUGCUCUUAUGCUCCCUCUGAGAAGCCCCCUUUCCUCCCUCCCCUCAUCUUUGAUCGGUGAGCUCUACACUAGUUACAAAUUACGGACUGGUUAGUAUAUUCGAAAAUGGGGUAAAGAAAUUUGAGCGUUGCAGGUAUAUAUGCAUGACUGACAAUAGACUCGGCGAAGCCCCACAAUAUUUUAAUGCAAAAGGGUGAACUUUUGACUGAACGAGCUGAAACGUAAAUGCACGCCGAAUUCGCCUCAGACUGUUCAAAAUUGUGUUUCCCGAGUGCUAAACAUGCAAAAAUUUCCCGUGGAAGGAAACCUCUGACCCCUUUUCACCCCUGACCGCAGUAGCGCAUACAAAAAAGAGUCUUGUAUGUUUGAUGUGGCUAAUAUUGAAAAAUAAAUCUCUUUCCCUGGACGUUUUGAUAAAUUUCUCAGUAGACCGUUCUGCUUCUUUAAGCUGGCCAACAUGACCGCACACCUCACCAUGGUUGAAAAAGACAUUGCAGAAGUGAUAAAAGAUCCAGACUUUCAAGGCCUUGGCAUAAUUGAUUGGGAGUUCUGGAGACCAAUAUUUGACAGAAAUUGGGAAAAACUUUCUAUCUACAGGUUUGAGUUUGUAUAAUCAUUGUUUGCGAACGUGGGGGAUGUUAUGACAAAAUGGCUCACAACGAGUUCUGCUAAGCUAGACAAGGAUAACUACCACUCAAUUUCAAACUAAGCAUGCGUGUUAUGUUUAUUUGUUUUCGUGUGUUUCUUUGUUGGUUUUUGUACUUAUAAUCCAUGAAAUAUUUUUGCUCGCGCGUUAUAAGUCUAAAUGCAUCACGUAAUCGAAUAUGCCCUAGCUAAAACUGGGGAAUAUCCAAAGAGAUACUCCAAAUGAUAUUCCUCAAUUUUCAAACCUUACGUCUACUAGAUGAAAGCGUUCAUUUCAAAUUUAAUUCAAGAUGAAGGAACAUUUAGCUAUUGUUACACGAGAAGGAAAAUGUUUGCUUGUUUGUAAAGUCGUACCAGAGAAAGCUGAAAAGUAAACAUUCCACGAGCAAACUGUAAGCUUAUCGUAAAAAUUUUACAAUUGGCGCGAAAAUGUGUUCGUAGAUUUGUCCCUGGACACUAUAUGCUCCUAGAGGCUCACAGUUCUCCUCGAGCUUCGUAGCUGUUCUGACUAAGGCUUUGUUUGCAGAAAUAAGUCAAUAGAGGUCGUCAAAGAAAGACAUCCUUCGUGGUCAGACAGUCUUAUUGAAGAAAUAGCCCGCGUAGAAUUUGAAACUGCAGCUCAACAGUUUAUUGAAGGCACCUUACUGCUCGCUCAAAAACUUCGUCCGAAGUCUGCUUGGGGUUUAUACGGCUUCCCAAAUUGUUACAACGACAAUGACGCAAAACCUUACACCUGUAGUAAACAGACUAUGCAGAUGAACGAUCAACUCUGGUGGAUGUUUGAGUCUAGUUCAGCAUUGUUUCCUUCAAUUUACCUUUACAAUGACAAGUCCCGAAAUAACACGCUAUAUGUGAAGUAUAGAUUAUUAGAAGGCUUUAGACACUCAAAGAAACUAGAUGGUCAUUUCAUUCCUGUCUAUCCUUACGUUCGCAUAACCUAUCCAGAUUCGCAGCUAUAUCUUAAUGAGGUGAGUAAUACCCCUUUUUUGUUGUUCUUGUUUUUUUUUCUCUUACCAACGACUGAAGAUCUCACGCAUUCAGAAGUGAAAAUAUUACGUUGAGGACGUCGAAGAUGAACGCGAUUUCAAUGUCUUUACUAGUGUAACCUUAGGUUGAGGAAUAUAUUCUUUUCCAUUAAGGGCGUUUCUGGAGGGAGAAAGGGGAAGUAGCGAAGGGGCUUUGACUUUCCCCUAUUUUUGGCUUCUUUUGGAGUGAAUACCAAUGCGGCGUUUUUGUAAAAAAGGCGAGGUCGUGCCCUUACCUUAAUAUACCAGUUUGUUCUUUCUAAAUUGUGAGGAUUCGUUCAGUGGAAAGAGCAUGAAAGUGGUAUUUGGAAAAUUGCAAAAAGACCUCGUAAAACGUAGGGUUAUGGUGAGAUUGUUUGCAUUUUGCCGCAACCGAAAAUCCAUCAGGUUAAAUUCGUUGCAUUUUAUGUAUUUGUCUGCUUUCAUAUGAGGUGACGGGCGAGCAAGAGUGGAUUAGCCUGUACUUCAUUUGCCAGGCGGCCGUACUUACCCCGGUUAGCGAGACAAAAUGAAUAACGUGUAUUCUUUAAUAUUUCAUUCGAGUAUCGAGAUAAUGCUUACAUAUAAGAAAGUUUAAUGUCCAGUCACCCCCACCAUUUCAUGCGAUACACUAAAUUGUUGGCACAUAAAAGGGUGAUGAAUGUAGAUCUCGAAAACUGAGCCAGACCGUUUGAAUCGCCGGCUCAAAUGAGCAAAGCCUAAGUUUUUCGAGCGUUCUACGUCUACUUGUCAAUCUCUUUUGUGCAACAGGCCGAUAUUGUGGCAACAAUUAGCCAGUCAGCGGAGCAAGGAGUCGCCGGUGUUGUUAUAUGGGGAGACCAUCUGACAGAGAGGACAAAAACCGACUGUUUAGAGAUUAAGACCUACAUUGAUAAUUUUCUGGGACCAGUGAUUAGAAACCUCACCACAAUCACUCAAGCCUGCAGCCAAGAGUUCUGCAACUCCCAUGGAAGGUGUACCUUCCAGCUGACACCUGUUGAGGGUAUUCACUCCUCAUUUCAUGAAUUUGCAAAGGAUUUGACAAAUCAGUGGAAAUUUCAGAGCUGCAAAUGUUACAAUGGAUGGAGUGGGGCGAACUGUGACCAUCAAAAUUAGAGCCUGACUAGAACUUACCACUGAAUAUUUUAUAUUUCAUUUUGUACAAAUUUUAUUGUCUUUAAACAGUAUUCACGCAAUCUCAUGCGCUGAUUUUGAUGACCAGUUUUGCUACGAACGCUUUCACUCUCAAAUCCUACACUAGUGGGGACGGACCAUCCGAAAAGCUAGGAUGGAAGUGGGGGAAGCCGGGGGUACUCUGUUGAUAAGUGAUCUUUUUAGACGAAAGCACUUGCAGGUUAACUCUUGGUCCUAUACGAUAAUUAAUCGUAGUUAUCGUUCGUUUAAGUGACAAGUCCCCCUUUUACGCUUCAAGUGUUAUUAAGUGAAUUCGCAAACAGGUCAUCCAUUGACAGAGUUCGCAAGAUGAUUGACGGCUUCAUGAAACGAAAUAAUUUUUUAAUCCAAAGUUUGCGCGUUAUCUAAAUGCGCGAUACGGUUAUAGUAUGGUCUUCCCAUGGACAUUUCACUUUUGCAACGUGCACGGCAUAACGCACCAGAACGUAGUUGAGUUUGAUUGACACUGCACAUGGUGAAGGGAGAGUUUGUUUUUUUCCCAAGAGAAGGUGUGGGAGAAUAAAGAACGGUUG